AUGGCAGUGGCCUCCGCAAGCUGGACCACGCACAACAACAUGCGCAUCAAGCUAACCGACUUGCCACUCGACGUGGUCCACAUCGUCAUCGCACACUGCAUGGAUCAUCGUCGGCCCCCUCCGAAGUGCCAUAGUCAGCUCGACCACAACGGAAUCGGCCCCAUGGGACAAAAACCAAGACCUCAUCAGGAAGACUGCGCGCCCUAUGCAGGCCAAACCAGCCAGGAGGGACCUUCCUCCGGGAAGCUCCCUGAAGUUUCGUGGCCAGAAGGGCUCCCUUCCAAUCCAUUAGUCUCACUAUCGUUGGUCAGCUGCACCUUUCGACAGUGCGCCCAGGAGAAACUCUUCCAAAAUGUGCGGAUGUCCGAUCAAUGCCAGGCUUACCUCUUCCUUCGAACCCUCACUCGCUCAUCCAUUGCACACAAAGAACGAAUGCCCCCAAGCGCCCAUCUCAAUAGCCAGGCCGAGCACAAUGCUCGAGAGGGCCGGACCGAAAACGUGCCAUCAUCGGAGAUCAAAAGUUCUGCUGUGAACGAACUAGCCCGACAAGUUCGCUCGAUCCAGUUUGGAUGGCAGGAAUGGAGUACAAUGGGGCUGGGCGGUGGCUCUUUAAUCUGUGAUAUCCUCCGUAACUGUCCGCUGCUCAAAAAUAUCGCCAUCGAUAUCACGUUCUACGAGUGCUGCAAAGAACCCAUGCUGAAAGCUCUGGAGAGUCUACGACAUAUCAAAGAGUUUGUCAUUCUGAGUAACGCCGGAGAAGACACAAAAUUCCUCCAAUGGCAAGCCGAUGAAAUAGUCAAUCGAUUGUUCUCCAAAUGGGACCUCCUCGAGACGGUUGAACUCGAUAGGAUCUCCUUUAGCCGGCCGGACAAGAUGAUCGAGUCAGUUCAAAGACCGAUACCUACCCUCAAUUGCGCGCUACGCACAAUAAUCUUGCAUGAGCCUCAACUGGACGAGGGGGAGCUGUCCUGGAUGCUGAAGAGCGCUUUUGAGAGCAUGCGAACACUCACGCUCAUUACAUCACUCUCGAAAAUCGACAGAGCGGGCUUAUGUAGAAUCCUGAAAGAAUGCACUGGCCCAAAUUUAGAAUCUUUGACGCUGGUGGUAUAUGGUACUUUCCGCACUUCCAAGAAGCAGCAAGUCGAAUCUCCUGAUGACCCUAACAAAAAUCCUGGCCUGUUAGACAUUGUCUUCAAGUCAUCUUCUGCUUUGAGGAAUCUCAAAUCGUUGUCGAUUAAGGGUGAUCUAGUCGGAUCCGAGUUCUUGAACCUCUUGCCUCAAUCUAUCGUGAAGCUUGGCUGGAGCAAUAACGGCAAGCCCGUCCCGGCUUCAAGGCUCGCUAAAGUACUCUCAAAUCGCAGGGAAAAAGAGGGCAGACAAGGCCCUCCUGAGCCAUCUCAUUCCCAACCGAACUCUCACUCGAAUCACUACGUCCAAUGGCUACCUAAUUUAAAGUGUUUCUCAGUCGGCAUGUCUUACUUGUGGUCCGACGAAAAACGGAGAUUAAUUUUAAAAGCGCUGAAAGCACGAAGGGUGUGCCACCAUGGUAUCAGCGAUGAAGAGGAUUCCUCAGAUGAGGAAAUGUCUGAUAGCUCAGACCCUCCCGAUGGUGAAGAUUCGGUCUCUGAUAGCUCGGACUCUCCCGAUGAUGAAGAUUCGGUCUCUGAAAGCUCUGACCCUUCCGGUGAGGAAGAUUCUGUGUCUGAUAGCUCCGACCCUUCCGGCGAGGAAGAUUCUGUGUCUGACGGUCACGGCUCCGAUCCUUCCGAUGUCGAAGAUUCUAUGUCUGAUAGCUCCCUCUAA
Messenger RNA from Puccinia triticina, 1803 nucleotides. RefSeq lists its product as uncharacterized. Gene Ontology annotation, molecular function: RNA polymerase II cis-regulatory region sequence-specific DNA binding; DNA-binding transcription factor activity, RNA polymerase II-specific. The record is from RefSeq and is a predicted model, not a curated record. The transcript has 3 exons. Bases 1 to 1803 code for a protein of 600 amino acids. Gene Ontology annotation, biological process: regulation of transcription by RNA polymerase II. NCBI's taxonomy places the organism in Eukaryota, Fungi, Basidiomycota, Pucciniomycetes, Pucciniales, Pucciniaceae.